CUUUGUGUCACGACGGACUGUCGGGUCCAGUUUUGCCUCGACGACAUCUGUGCCCCACCAGAACUGUUUAGACCAAGUGACCUAUCACAACUGGGGUUUGUUGUGAGACUGUCGUGCUCUCCACCUCAGGAUUACAGCGUCUGGUUUGUUUCGUUUAGUUUAACACGUUCGAAAAGUCCAAGGCAUGCCCGGUGACGAUGCCUAUGCGCCCAAGAGCCCGGACCUGUCGUCCUUUUACUCUGCGGGCCCCACACCUCAGGUGGAUCCUACAGAGACCCAGCAAUUGUUUUUACCACAGCAAUCCAAACCAGACUUUUCGCAUCUGCAGUAUCCGUAUUCUUCAAGCUCUCAUCCAAACCAGCAGCGCUACCAAAUCCCAGCACCGCCACAUAGCUUCGCACACCGACGCCCUACAGAGUACCCAAUUACCAGCCAAUCACCGGGACCUAAUGUCGGUGUAGGACAUCCAUCAGCCGCGCAGGCCGAACACUACCCCCCUCGUGCAGCUAGCUAUCCCACCACCGGAUAUUCAACGAGUGGUACCGGUUACACGGGAGCACAGGCUCCGCCAUCGCAGCCGCAGCAGCUGCAGCAGCAGCAGCAACAGCAACAGCAACAGCAACAGCAAUUCUACAGUGCUCAGUACCAGUGCUCUCCCUCUCAGCAGUUCUCUACAAGCCACCUCACUGCUGCCCACGUGCACGUGCGCCAGCCCUACGAUUACCCCAGCGCUGCCGCUGCCACAGCAGCAGAACUUUCCCGAGACCAACAAUUCCCCGCCACAAACCAUCCCGACGCGAUGCCCCCAAGAAGAGCGGCAGCGGCAGCCGCGGCGGCCGUCGUAGCCGCGCGGGCGGCCUCUGAAGACGCGCCGGAGUCGCACCAACAAGAAUCAGCCACAGGAGAAGGAGGUGUCGCCAGCACGAACACGAUCGAGCCGUCGCCGGUCAAGACCAAGUUCCCGACGGCGCGGAUCAAGCGCAUCAUGCAAGCGGACGAGGAAGUGGGUAAGGUCGCCCAGCAGACUCCGAUUGCUGUUGGCAAGGCGCUGGAGUUGUUCAUGGUGGCGCUGGUGACGAAGAGCGCCGAGGUGGCGCGGCAGCGCAACUCGAAGCGCGUGUCGGCGCAGAUGCUGAAGCAGGUUGUGGAGUCGGAUGACCAGUGGGAUUUUCUGAGGGAUAUCGUGGGCAAGGUUGAGGCGGAUGAGAAGAAAGGCGGUGCGAGUCAGAGUGGGAGGGCUACUCAUAAGGGGGAGGCUAGUGGGACGGAUGAGGAAGGGGGUGGUGCUGGGGAGGGUGCUGCGGCGGGGAAGAAGAGAAGAGGAGGCGGGAGGAAAAAAAAAGUUCAGUAGCGUCUUCGAGAUGGUUGGGAAUGGUAGAAAGGGACUGUGUCUUCGCCUGGGGGACGAGAGGGUGCCAGGAGACAACUGAUGAACGAGCAUGGAACUGUAGGGUAAAUGACAUUCACGAAUGGGAAAUGGGCGGGCGUCGGAGCGGCGGUCAAUUCGAGCAUGGUUUAAAGGG
Molecule: messenger RNA, 1523 nt
Organism: Parathielavia appendiculata
Lineage: Eukaryota; Fungi; Ascomycota; Sordariomycetes; Sordariales; Chaetomiaceae
Exons: 1
Coding region: 185-1351 (388 amino acids)
Biological process (GO): transcription by RNA polymerase II
Cellular component (GO): negative cofactor 2 complex; nucleus
Molecular function (GO): RNA polymerase II general transcription initiation factor activity; protein heterodimerization activity; core promoter sequence-specific DNA binding
Source: RefSeq, a predicted model, not a curated record